CGUGCACUCAAGACGCGUACCUACUAAACACGUCUCCCUCACACCCUACAACCAAUCCACCACCACCACCGCGAUGACGACUCUCUCCUUCACGCUCUCCCCACAAUCCACCCAGCACCUUCACGAAACGCUCUCCUGCCUGUCAAAAUUCAGCGACCAAAUCUCCCUCGAGGCACGCCGCCACCAACUCUGUGUCUCCGCGCUAAACUCCACCAAAUCCGCCUACGCCGCCUUCCACCUCAGCGCAGACCGCUUCUUCACCGAGUACACGUACAUCCCGCCACCGAACACGCGGCGCGACGCCGCGGCCGGCGACCGCUUCACCUUCCGGCUCCAAGCCAAAGCGCUCCUAGCCGUAUUCCGCCUCCGAGAGGCCAAAGACAAGGGCACGAACAUCUCGAAAUGCGAAGUGCGCCUGUGCCUGGACCCGGCGCGGCUGGCCGUCAGGAUGUGGUGCCACCACGGCGCGCUGAAGAUGUACAAACUCACGUUCGAGGAGGUCGACAUCCAGCAUGCGAUCUUUGAUCGCGCGUCGGCGCCCCAGCGCUGGAGGAUCUCUGCUGCCCUGCUGAAGGAGUACAUGGAGCAUUUCGGGCCGCGCGCGGAGCAGCUGGAUAUUUCCUCGUCGAUAUCGACUGGCCGGGCUGCGUUCACUAGCUUCACGGAGAAGUUGAUCGAUGGGAAGGAAAUCCUCAAGCAGCCGCUGCAGACGAGUGUUGCGCUAGACACAGCGGAUUUUGAGGAGUUUGUGGUGGCGGAUGGGUUGCAUAUCGCGGUUAGUUUGAAGGAUUUCAAGGCCAUUACGGCUCAUGCGGCCUCACUAGAGGUGGCGGUUGAAGCGUGGUAUGAUAAGCCUGGGAGACCAAUGCAGAUCGCAUAUGUGAGAGAUGGGAUGGAGGUGUUGUUUACGCUCAUGACGGCGGCAGAUGUGAGAUCCAGCCAGAAUUUUGCGGCGAUGGGGAGGAUUGUAGCUGUACAGAGGGAGCGACAGCGACCGCCGACGCAGGAGGAGCAAUGGGAACAUGAACGGCAGCAGAGCCAGCAGCAACAAAGUCAACAGCAGCAGCAACAGAGUCAACAGCAGCAGCAACAGAGUCAACAGCAGCAACCACAAAGCGAACACACCACUCAACCCCAAGAAACGCCCUCUCACAGCAAUAUCCACCAUAGCAUCCACACUAACGACAGUGUCCCUCCCGAGAAUUCAACAAACUACCAGGCCUCAACGCCUCCUUCGAUGAUCAAGCCUGAGCCUGUCACCCCCGGGGCCGGUGUCGCGGCCGAAGUCCCACUAUUCCUCAACUUCUCCGAGGACGACGACGACGAUGACGACAUAUUAUCCAACAAUCUUGAUAACGAGCUUGGGAGCGUCAGCCUCGGAUGGGAUACGCAGGUUGCCAGGCUGGCGCCGAGAACUAGGCCGACUAUUGAUGAUGAUGAGGAGGAAGAGCAGGAGGAGGAUGAGGAGGGCGUAGGACCAACGCAACAGAGUGCUCCACCGCCGAGAGGGCUGUUUGAUUGAUCGAGCUGCAACUAUCGUUUCAGCCAUGUUUUUCUUCUACAGAUAACCCUCGUGAAGAGGAUGAAGUGUGCACACCACUUUGUUACAUCGAGCACCCUGCAAUAUCAGGAACUGUAUCUGCUUGGUCACGGUGGAAGGCAUGGGGUUACAUCGCCUUUCUACAUGUUGCCAUGAUCUACAUAGGCCCCAUGCGAUUGAUGAUUCAACGAGCAAAUAAUGUCGUCUUUCUACAGCCCAGGGAAUGUGUGUAUGACUAUAUUUUAGAUAGGCUACCUAUAAGAUCAAUGAAGAACAAAAACAUUCUCACCUUAAUAGGGGAUGUCAUCACAAG
Messenger RNA from Tricharina praecox, 1853 nucleotides. Its product is annotated as DNA repair protein rad9. The transcript has 2 exons. NCBI's taxonomy places the organism in Eukaryota, Fungi, Ascomycota, Pezizomycetes, Pezizales, Pyronemataceae. The record is from RefSeq and is a predicted model, not a curated record. Bases 74 to 1522 code for a protein of 482 amino acids. Gene Ontology annotation, biological process: mitotic intra-S DNA damage checkpoint signaling; DNA repair; DNA replication checkpoint signaling. Gene Ontology annotation, cellular component: checkpoint clamp complex.